UUCCCACCAAGACCAAAUGGAGUCAUCUUCUUGGGCUCUUAUAGUAGUGGGAUCACUAGCAGCCUUAGCCUCUCUCUCAAAAUUAUUACCCUUCAAAUCCCACCAGCUAAAAUUUCCACCAGGUCCCAAACCUUGGCCAAUCAUAGGCAAUCUAAAUCUUAUUGGUUCCCAUCCUCCCCAAUCCCUUCACAAAUUAGCCCAAAAAUAUGGACCAAUUAUGCAACUAAAGUUUGGAUCUUUCCCUGUUGUGGUUGCCUCAUCUGCCCAAAUGGCAAAGGAAUUCCUAAAAACACAUGACCAUGUCUUUGCCUCUAGACCAAAAACUGCCGCUGGCAAGUACACAACUUAUAACUAUCACGACGUCACGUGGUCACCCUAUGGUCCAUAUUGGCGACAAGGCCGUAAGAUUUUCCCCUCUGAACUUUUUAGCUCAAAACAACUCGAGUCUUAUCGAUACAUUCGUGUUGAAGAAAUGCGUGCUUUUUUGUCACGCCUUUGCAUCUUGUCAGGGAAGCCAGUUACGCUAAAAGACCAUCUCUUCCGUCUUACUCUAAGCAUUAUAAGCAGAAUUGCAUUGGGUAAGAAGUAUGUUAGUGGUGAGUCCAAAUACAAAACCUCGAUAGUGAGACCAGAAGAAUUUCAAGAAAUGUUAGACGAGUUGUUCUUGCUAAAUGCGGUGUUUAAUAUAGGAGACUAGAUACCAUGGCUCG
This is a messenger RNA of Quercus lobata, 710 nucleotides long. RefSeq names its product flavonoid 3'-monooxygenase-like. The record is from RefSeq and is a predicted model, not a curated record. The transcript has a single exon. Bases 17 to 697 code for a protein of 226 amino acids. Gene Ontology annotation, molecular function: iron ion binding; monooxygenase activity; heme binding. Lineage: Eukaryota; Viridiplantae; Streptophyta; Magnoliopsida; Fagales; Fagaceae.